UCCAGCGGAUGCUACGAUACUCUUAAUUGAACCCAAAAAGGAAAAGUAAAAAAAAAAAGCCCAACCGUCCAAAAUUUUCUCAAUCAUCUCAAAAAUCUCACUUGAUCUGCGUCCACACAAAAAUCAAACGCUAAAUUUGUUGUUAUUAUACUAUUUAUUUCCUGUAGAUUUCAUUUGGGUCUUCUUCUAUCUUCAAGAACUGAAAAAAUUUGAUCUGCCUUCUGUAUCAUCUUGGAUUUGAAGCAACUAGGAAGAAAUGGUAACUUUAGGGUUAAUUUCUGGGAAGAAGCUAUCGACUGUGACCGUGACCUUCAAAUUACCCUAUUUUACUCAGUGGGGUCAGAGCCUGCUCAUUUCGGGCAACCACCCAAUUCUUGGAUCAAGCAAUGUGAAACAGGGUUUGUUUUUGACUCCAUUUCACCAAGGAGAUGAGCUCAUUUGGUGUGGGAAGAUCACUGUAGCAAUUGGGUUUGAAUGCGAAUAUAGUUAUUAUUUGGUUGAUGAUGAUAGAAAUGUUUUGAGAUGGGAAGCUGGAAAGAAAAGGAAGCUAAUUCUUCCUGCAGGAGUCAAGGAAGGAGAUGUAGUGGAAAUUCGUGAUCUCUGGCAGACUGCUUCAGAAACACUUUUCCUCCGAAGUGCAUUCACAAAUGUCAUUUUUAGUGAUGGUCAGAACUUUGAACCAGAAAUUUCUUCUACUUUUUCUCAGAGGGACAUGGACAGGGAAGAUUAUAUUGUCAUCCAGUUCAAGAUUAGUUGCCCCAUGAUCAAACGAGGAACAUCUGUUGCUGUGAUAGGCGCUGCAUCUCCAUUAGGCCAAUGGAGGCCUCAAGAUGCACUAGAACUUACAUAUGCUGGUGACUCUAUUUGGCAAGCUGAUUGCCUAGUGCGAAAAAAAGAGUUUCCGAUAAAAUACAAGUAUUGUAAAAAUUGUAAAGAUCAAGGCAUGUCAAUGGAAAUCGGUCCCAGUCGGGAGCUAGUCCUAGAUUUGGCGUCGAAUAAUCUACCAACUUAUGUUUCCCUGUCGGAUGGUCCCUUCCGGGAAAUGCCUUGGAGGGGUGCUGGUGUUGCUAUACCAAUGUUCUCCAUUAGGUCUAAUGAUGACCUUGGAGUAGGAGAAUUUCUUGAUCUUAAGUUGUUGGUUGACUGGGCGGUGAAGUCAGGUUUUCAUCUCGUUCAACUUUUACCUGUCAAUGAUACUUCAGUUCAUAAGAUGUGGUGGGAUUCAUAUCCAUAUAGCUCUCUCUCUGUGUUUGCACUUCAUCCCUUGUAUCUGAGAGUACAAACACUUUCGGAAAACAUAUCAGAAGAUAUCAAGAUGGAGAUCUUACAGGAAAAGGAAAAGCUUGAUGGAAAGGAUGUUGAUUAUGAGGCCGUGAUGGCUGUUAAAUUAUCUAUAGCAAAGAGAAUAUUUGAUCUGGAGAAGGAUGAGAUUCUCAAUUCUGCUUCAUUCCGAAAGUUCUUCUCUGAGAAUGAGGAAUGGUUGAAGCCUUAUGCAGCCUUCUGCUUUUUGAGGGAUUUCUUUGAGACAUCAGAUCACUUCCAGUGGGGCCGUUUUGCUCAAUUUUCAAAGGAGAAGCUUGAGAAGCUUGUUUCAAAGGAGAGUUUACACUAUGACGUCAUCUGUUUUCACUAUUAUAUUCAGUUCCAUCUGCAUUUACAAUUGUCAGAAGCAGCUGCUUAUGCAAGAAAGAACAAAGUUGUAUUGAAAGGGGAUCUACCAAUAGGCGUGGACAGAAACAGUGUUGAUACUUGGGUGUAUCCUAAUUUAUUCCGUAUGAACACAUCUACAGGAGCACCUCCAGAUUAUUUUGAUAAGAAUGGGCAGAACUGGGGUUUUCCCACUUAUAAUUGGGAGGAAAUGUCAAAAGAUAACUAUGGUUGGUGGAGAGCUCGUCUAUCGCAGAUGGCAAAAUAUUUCUCCGCUUACAGAAUUGAUCAUAUAUUGGGUUUCUUUAGAAUCUGGGAGCUACCUGAACAUACCCUUACUGGUUUGGUUGGAAAAUUUCGUCCAUCCAUUGCUUUGAGUCAGGAUGAACUUGAGCAAGGAGGCAUCUGGGACUUUGAUCGCCUGACUCGUCCAUAUAUUCGACAACAUAUUUUACAGGAGAAAUUUGGAUCAUUUUGGCCAAUUAUUGCUUCAAAUUUUUUGAAUGAAUAUCAAAAGGACUGCUAUGAGUUCAAGGAAGACUGCAAUACGGAAAAGAAAAUUGUUGCUAAACUCAGGCCGGGUCCUGAAAAGUCAUUCUGGUUGGACAAAGAGGACAAGAUACAACGGGACCUCUUUGACCUUCUAAAGGAUAUAGUUCUUAUCAGGGAUCCUGAAGACAGUAGAAAAUUUUACCCCCGUUUCAAUCUUGAAGACACAUUAAAUUUUAGGGAUUUAGAUGAGCACAGCAAAAAUGUACUGAAAAGAUUGUACUAUGAUUACUAUUUCUCUCGUCAAGAAGAUCUGUGGCGUCAAAAUGCGCUGAAAACCCUUCCUGCUCUAUUGAGCUCAUCAGAUAUGUUGGCAUGUGGUGAAGAUCUUGGGCUAAUUCCGGCUUGUGUUCAUCCUGUCAUGCAAGAGCUGGGCUUGAUAGGGUUACGCAUCCAGAGAAUGCCAAGUGAAUCUGGUGUAGAGUUUGGCAUUCCGUCUAAAUACGACUAUAUGACGGUAUGUGCGCCAUCAUGCCAUGAUUGUUCGACCAUGAGAGCAUGGUGGGAAGAAGAUGAGGAGAGAAGAUGGCGUUUCUAUAAGAGUGUGGUUGGAUGCAAUGACGAACCCCCUUCUCGCUGCAUUCCCGAGGUUGCACACUUCAUUCUUCAACAACAUUUCCACGCUCCAUCAAUGUGGGCAAUUUUCCCACUUCAGGAUUUGCUUGCUCUGAAAGAGGAAUACACAACUCGACCUGCAGCAGAGGAGACUAUCAAUGAUCCUACAAACCCAAAACACUAUUGGCGAUUCCGAGUACAUGUAACUAUAGAGACACUGUUAAAAGAUGAGGAUCUAAAAAUGACCAUAAAAGAUCUUGUGGCGACUAGCGGGAGAUCAUAUCCUGGGAUUGACAUGCAAAAAGAAGUUUUUAGCAAAACGACUCAGAACACAAUGAAAGAGCAGAUUGCAAACAGGAAGGAAAAGGCAAAUUCCGCCCAUUUAAAUGGUAACCACUAAAUCUAGUGAGCUUGCUGUCUCGCUAUUGUCAUAUGAUAUUUCUUUUCCUAUCCUACUAUCCUGGCAUUCUCGGCUAAAGAAUGAGUGUCACUGAAACUACUUGAUAAGCAUAAAAUAAUCUUACCUUAUCAGUGACCAAUUUUGUCCUGUAUACUGCUCAUAUAUUGGUGCACUCAAUAAAACCAAUUUUAGCCUAUAUUAUGUUUC
This is a messenger RNA of Asparagus officinalis (garden asparagus), 3358 nucleotides long. Its product is annotated as 4-alpha-glucanotransferase DPE2. Gene Ontology annotation, biological process: carbohydrate metabolic process. Lineage: Eukaryota; Viridiplantae; Streptophyta; Magnoliopsida; Asparagales; Asparagaceae. The coding region runs from base 257 to 3151 and encodes 964 amino acids. The record is from RefSeq and is a predicted model, not a curated record. Gene Ontology annotation, molecular function: starch binding; 4-alpha-glucanotransferase activity. The transcript is spliced from 23 exons.